GUUACAUUUUCUUAUUCUUUAAGCUAGAUUCCAUCAGGGAUCAUAUCUGAUCACCUGUUUCCAUCCGUUUGUUUACUGUAUCUUCGGUGACUCCUGCAUGUCCUUUCUCGCUUUAUCCAUAAACCUCCCCGAGCCUCUCUCUGUCCUCUUGCCACAAUAUCCUACUCCCAAUGUAACCCUCAUCGCUCUUCCAUUCAUGUCCAAACCCUCUCAACCUCUAAAUUUUGAACUAAAAUAUUAAAAACGUCUCCUUUCCAGGUCAUGUACACGAGGGCUGUUUGGAGGGAGGGUACCCAAGAGGAGGAGGGUGUAGUUCCUGACAGUUGGAUCGACAGAGAAAUGAGAACCGUCAGAUGGCCACGUAAAAUGAGCGUUACAAAAACAGAAAAAGCCAUUAAAGACAAAAUUAACCCCCAUGAUGACUGGAUGACAUUCUCAUUAAUUAAGAUAAAACUUACUUCAGAUAAGCGUCGUGAAUGUGACACCUACAACCUGACCAGCCAGGCAGAGGAGGACGAUGAGGUGAUUAGAUCAAUGAGGAAGCGCACUAAAAAAGUAAUUCCGGAGGGUUUUGUUAGAAAUGAAUUAACGGAUUCGGAUGAGAGUGUCAGGGGCGUCAAGCUACCCACCUUCCCUGCUGCACCAAGGAAGCUGCAGCCCAUUGAGGACACCAACAUGUUGCACAAUACUUCCCAUGAAGAUGGAGCCAUGUCUGGCCAAGUAGAGCGUGCGGACAGUCCCCGGGGCAGUGAAAUGUCCACUCCUAACUCUGUAAGUCAAACCUUGGAUGGCCUGAUGGAAGCCCUCUCUGGCCCAGAGAAAUGCGCUGCCAGAUCUCGGCGCAAGGAAAUGUCCAAUGCAAGCACAGCACCUCGGAUCAGAGACCUGUCGACACCCAGAUCUCGUCAUGCGAGGGAUGGCUAUCGCUCCAGGUCCAACAGUGGAUCCACCAUCAGGUCCUGGCACAGUGAUUGUUCGAGACCCACCUUCAGGUCCAGACAUGAUGGGUCACGGCACAGUGAUGUCAGGUCCAGACAUGACCGAUCCCGUAGUGAUGCCCCCAGUCCAGGUCAGGUCAGGUCCAGACACAAUAAAAGAGCACAGCGAUGUGAUGUCCGAUACCGUAGUGAUGACCGAUCCCGUAGUGAUGCCCCCAGUCCCCUGGCCAGACACGAUAAAAGAGCACAGCACAGUGAUCUCAGCACCCCCCCCCUAUGACAGGCUUGAUGCAGUGACUGAGACUGGGAGAUGGGCAUUCCCGUUGCCUUUGGGUGUGUUCCAGAAAAAGGUCCUGAGCCUACUGGUCGACAUCCGCCAUCGCCUGAAGGAAACACAGCCUGCCUCUUCAGCUGUCCAUAUAGAGAGA
This is a messenger RNA of Onychostoma macrolepis, 1366 nucleotides long. RefSeq lists its product as uncharacterized. The record is from RefSeq and is a predicted model, not a curated record. The transcript has 12 exons. The coding region runs from base 262 to 1218 and encodes 318 amino acids. NCBI's taxonomy places the organism in Eukaryota, Metazoa, Chordata, Actinopteri, Cypriniformes, Cyprinidae.